Nicotiana attenuata is the source of this 3045-nucleotide messenger RNA. Its product is annotated as receptor kinase-like protein Xa21. NCBI's taxonomy places the organism in Eukaryota, Viridiplantae, Streptophyta, Magnoliopsida, Solanales, Solanaceae. Gene Ontology annotation, molecular function: protein kinase activity; protein binding; ATP binding. The transcript is spliced from 6 exons. The record is from RefSeq and is a predicted model, not a curated record. The coding region runs from base 361 to 2799 and encodes 812 amino acids. Gene Ontology annotation, biological process: protein phosphorylation.
GCUGCCCUCUCUGCUUCACGUGUCAAACUGGCUAUAUUGUGGAUACCUUGCUUCAUUGCUCUCUGGGUUCCAGUGAAAAUGGUUCUCGAUCCAAACCAUGUCCCCCUCGACCCUCGUCCCUCGUCCCCGGGAAAAGGGAGAAAUGCAUGUGGUGCCUGUUCAGUUACCCUUAAUUUCUUCUCUCAGCAAACUUAGAAUAUCUGUUCCUUCUGAUCUUCGGCCUUUGGAAGCAAGGCAAAGUAUUUUGCUUGCAGUACAGGAGCUUGAAAAACGUUUCCCCGAAGGCCUCCCAAAGCUUAACCCUGUAAAGGCACAAUUCCAUAUGAGAUUGGUCAUCUUUAUAACUUGAAGCUGUUAGUCAUGGAAAAAAAUAAGUUAAAGGGCUCGAUCCCUUUAACCAUAUUCAACAUUUCAUCACUUGAAUUUCUAUAUAUGAGUGGAAACAUGCUUGAAGGACCUUUACCAAGAGACAUUGGAAAUUUGACUAUGCUUACCGCACUUGAUCUUGGAAAUAAUUACUUGACAGGUGUAAUUCCAGAUGAACUUAGUAACCUUCAAGAGUUGGUGGACCUUUCAUUGUAUUUGAAUAACUUUAGUGGUUCUAUCCCAAUUGGUAUCUUCAAUAUCUCUACUCUUGUAUCUAUUUCACUAUCAGAUAACCACUUUUCAGGUAUUCUUCCUUCCACUAUAGGCCAUGGUUUACCUAAUAUUGAAGGAAUAUUUCUAGGUGAAAUCAAUAUUAAUGGUAUAUUACCAAAUUCCAUCUCAAAUUUGUCUAAGCUUACUGUUCUUGGACUGGGUGGAAAUGAACUUACAGGUCCCAUUCCUAAAUCUCUAGUAAACUUAAGACUUCUUGAAGUUCUCCACUUACAAAGCAACUCCUUUGCUGGUGAAACUUCAACACUGAGCUUUAUUACUCCUUUGAUAAACUUAGUAGAUUUGAGGUUAUCUUUCAAUCCCCUAAAUGCAGUUCUUCCAAAGUCUAUUGGCAAUCUUUCUCUUCAAUGGUUUUCGGCGAUAGGUUGUAACCUCAAGGGCCAUAUUCCAAAUGAAAUUGGAAAUUUGAUAAAUUUAUCUUCUUUGGAGCUAGAAGACAAUGACUUUACUGGCAUUGUCCCGACGACGAUAAGUUCUUUGACAAACCUUCAACAACUUUCACUUGGUGUAAAUAGAAUAAGUGGUCCUUUUCCAAAUGGUUUGUGUGAGCUAUCUAGCUUGUUUUUUCUAAAACUUUCACAAAAUCAAAUGUGGGGAAGUAUUCCUACAUGUUUAGGGGAUUUGACUUCCCUAAGGGAGGUUUAUCUUGAUUCUAAUAACUUCACUUCUAGCAUACCUUCAAGUCUAUGGAAUCUCAAAGACAUCUUGAAGUUGAACUUGUCGUCUAAUUUCUUCAAUGGCUCUCUACCACUAGAAUUUGGAAGUCUACUGAAGGUGACUCAACUAUCUUUGGCUCAUAACAGAAUUGAAGGAUCAAUUCCUGAGACAUUUGGAAAACUCGUAAAUUUGGAAGCAUUGGAUCUUUCAUAUAACAAUAUGUCUGGUGUGAUUCCAAAGUCAUUAGAGGAACUUAAGCAACUAGACUCCUUUAAUGUCUCAUUCAAUAGGUUACACGGGGAAAUUCCGAGUGGAGGGCCUUUUGUUCAUCUUCCCUUCCAAUCUUUCAUGUCGAAUAAAGGAUUAUGCGGUAACCCUCAAAAGCAUGUCCUCCCAUGUCGUUCUAAUUCAAAGAAAAGAAGAUUGAUAUGGAUUUUAGUUGCCUGUUUGGUUAUCUUUGUAGUAGGGGUUGUUUCAUCAAUAGUUUUCAUAUUGAUGAGACGUCGGGGUAAAACAGUCAAUAUUGAAGAUGAGUGGUCACCUGAGAUAGCAGCACAAAGAAUUUCUUACUAUGAACUUCAAAGAGCAACUCAGGGAUUUGAUGGAAAUAACUUGAUAGGUAGUGGAAGUUUUGGUUCUGUUUACAAAGGGACAAUGGCAGAUGGGAUGAUAGUUGCUAUUAAAGUUUUUAAUGUACAGAUGGAAGGUACAUUUCAAACUUUUGAUAUAGAAUGUGAAAUCUUGCGGAAUCUUCGCCACAGAAAUCUCACCAAGAUCAUAAGCAGUUGUUGUAACUUGGAUUUUAAAGCAUUGAUACUUGAGUACAUGCCAAAUGAGAGCUUAGACAAGUUGCUAUAUUCGCGAGAUUAUUGUUUGAAUAUAAUGCAAAGAUUGAAUAUCAUGGUUGAUGUUGCUUCUGCUCUGGAAUAUCUCCAUCAUGGUUACUCAGUACCGGUUGUUCAUUGUGAUCUGAAGCCUAGCAACGUGUUACUUGACAAUGACAUGGUGGGACACCUAACUGACUUUGGCAUCGCCAAACUUUUGACUAAGGAAGAAUCUAUUGCUCACACUACAACCUUUGCCACACUUGGUUACAUUGCUCCAGAGUAUGGUUCGGAAGGCCUUGUAUCCAAGAGGUCUGAUGUUUAUAGUUAUGGUAUCAUGUUCCUGGAAACCUUUAUAAAGAAGAAACCUAAUGAUGAAAUGUUCGUGGGAGAUUUGAAUUUGAGAAGCUACGUACAUAAUUCGCUUCCUGAUGAGCUGAAUAAUAUCAUAGAUGCCGACUUACUAACACUAGAUGAAGAAAACUUAAGUCAAAAGCUGCAAUGUGUAUCUGCAAUCAUGGAGUUAGCCAUGAAUUGCACAGCUAAUAUUGCAGUUGAAAGGAUGAACAUGACUGAUGUUGUAGCAGCAUUGAAAAAGAUCAAACAGAAGCUUUCUUCAUGUUAUCGAACGACCUUACGACAAGACAUCAGGAACCAAUAAACUUCAAGUUCUAGAUCCGCCUCUGGUUGUUCGUCGAAUGUUAUUGUUGGAUUCUAUGGUUACCGGAAGUUAAAGGGAUGAAGGCUCAACUACUUUAUACUUAACGAAGUUACUACAAUUUUGGAGACAAAAGUUAUAUAAAACCGUUGAUAGCUUGUGUACCAUUUUCUUUUUCUUGAUGAUUCAUAUUUGUUUUAAGAAUUUAAAACUUUGCAUUCCAAUUCCUAAAAUAAGUGUUUUUUCCUA